AUGAUUGGUCACUAUUGUAAAUUAGGAUUCGUGAAGGUAUUGGUAAAACUUCUUCAUGGCCCAAAUGAUAGUGGUACACUCUCAGCUGAGAUAGAACAGCACCAAGAGCAAGGUGUGAUGUGUCUGUGUACAAAACAAAUCCAACAUCAUUCCAAAGAUGAGCAAGGAUGGGAGCUGAAGUGA
Molecule: messenger RNA, 183 nt
Organism: Cetraspora pellucida
Lineage: Eukaryota; Fungi; Glomeromycota; Glomeromycetes; Diversisporales; Gigasporaceae
Source: the annotation of a GenBank genome assembly